AGAACACUGGCCCCCUGACCUGACUCAGGGCUCUCUCGGCAGUACUCGCAGCCGGGGCCAUCUGCGGGCGCACGGGGCGGGGAGCGGGUGCGGGCCACCGGCGGGAGGACGGGCGGGGCGGGCUGCCGCGACGCAGACUGGGCGGAGCCGCCCCCGCCCUCGCUCCCUCCGUCCCUCCUCCCGCCAGCCCCAGGCUCCGGGGGUCCGAGCCACGCGCUCUUUCUCCGACAGCUGCCUGAGGAGCCCAACGCGCCGUGCCGCGUCCUGCCCCGUCUGUCCUCGCGGGUCGCCGCGCUAUGACCACCCAGCAAAUAGUCCUCCAGGGUCCGGGACCAUGGGGCUUCCGCCUCGUGGGGGGCAAGGACUUCGAGCAGCCUCUCGCCAUUUCCCGGGUCACUCCCGGGAGCAAGGCUGCUACAGCGAAUUUAUGUAUUGGAGAUGUAAUCACAGCUAUCGAUGGGGAAAAUACCAGCAAUAUGACACACUUGGAAGCUCAGAACAAAAUCAAGGGCUGCACGGACAACAUGACUCUCACGGUAACCAGAUCUGAACAUAAAAUCUGGUCUCCUUUGGUGACAGAAGAAGGGAAACGUCACCCAUACAAGAUGAAUUUAGCCUCUGAACCCCAGGAGGUUCUGCACAUAGGAAGUGCCCACAACCGGAGUGCCAUGCCCUUUACUGCCUCACCUGCCUCCAGCUCUGCCCCCAGGGUCAUCACAAACCAGUACAACAACCCUGCUGGCCUCUACUCCUCUGAAAACAUCUCCAAUUUCAACAACCUCUUGGAAUCAAAGACUGCAGCCAGUGGGCAGGAGACAAAUGGCAGAGCUUUAGACCAUUCUCAGCCUCCAAGUGGACUCGUCAUCGACAAGGAAUCUGAAGUUUACAAGAUGCUUCAGGAGAAACAGGAGUUAAAUGAGCCCCCGAAACAAUCCACUUCAUUCCUGGUUUUGCAGGAAAUCCUGGAGUCUGAGGAGAAAGGGGAUCCCAAUAAGCCCUCAGGAUUCAGAAGUGUUAAGGCUCCAGUCACCAAAGUGGCUGCAUCGAUUGGAAAUGCCCAGAAGUUGCCCAUGUGUGACAAAUGUGGCACUGGCAUUGUUGGCGUGUUUGUGAAGCUUCGAGACCGCCACCGCCACCCUGAAUGUUAUGUGUGCACCGACUGUGGCACCAACCUGAAACAGAAGGGCCAUUUCUUUGUGGAAGAUCAAAUCUACUGUGAAAAGCACGCCCGGGAGCGGGUCACACCACCUGAGGGCUACGACGUGGUCACUGUGUUCCCCAAGUGAACCAGCAGAUCUACACGAAACGCUGUUCUCUAACUAGGCCCUGCUGCAGCCUGAUCUCUGAAUGCUCUGGCCCUCUCUUCUCUCAAAAGUUCUUGCUUACUUAGGUUUUAUCCCUCCGCAUUAAACAUUGCGUCCCCCUGCUUUUGCUAACUGAGUCACACUAGCUGUGUGAUGCCUGCUUUUACAAUUAACAGGAUUGUUUUGUUCAGUGUCUUCUUGCCAGUAUCGCUGUGUUUUCUCUUCACCUCAGUUCCUCACUGCUGCAAAUGGACAUCAGCCAAAUUUGAACCAAACUGAAUUUAACCUGUCUGACAGUGAUUUUGUUUUUAUGCAAUAAAUGUAUAGACUCCAA
Equus quagga is the source of this 1638-nucleotide messenger RNA. RefSeq names its product PDZ and LIM domain 1 (gene PDLIM1). Gene Ontology annotation, cellular component: adherens junction; stress fiber; Z disc. Gene Ontology annotation, biological process: actin cytoskeleton organization; heart development; muscle structure development. The record is from RefSeq and is a predicted model, not a curated record. Gene Ontology annotation, molecular function: actin binding; muscle alpha-actinin binding. Lineage: Eukaryota; Metazoa; Chordata; Mammalia; Perissodactyla; Equidae. The transcript has 7 exons. The coding region runs from base 297 to 1286 and encodes 329 amino acids.